Messenger RNA from Nothobranchius furzeri (turquoise killifish), 981 nucleotides. RefSeq names its product protein THEM6. The record is from RefSeq and is a predicted model, not a curated record. NCBI's taxonomy places the organism in Eukaryota, Metazoa, Chordata, Actinopteri, Cyprinodontiformes, Nothobranchiidae.
UAUUUUACAAGUUGGGACCGGAAAUGACGGAAGUUUACGUGAAGGCUGCAGCAGCAGAGUCUGGUCAGAGCUGAAACGAGACGGACGCAGCAGAGAUGUGGUGGCUGCUGUGGGUGCUCGCCGCCUUGUUGGUUCUCUUCUGCUGCGUAGAUGUGUGGUACUUCUUACGGGUUGCCGUGGUGAUCCUGCAGGCCUGGUUUCAGCCUCCAGUGUGGGACGUCACAGCAGAGCAGGUCCUGACUGCCCGGGUGACCCCGCAUGACAUCGACAUGUGCCACAUGAACAAUGCUCGAUACCUGAGGGAGUGCGACUUUGCACGCUUCUCUCUCUACGUACGUAACGGUGUGUUCAAGGCAGUCCGAGCUCUGGGAGGCGCGUUGGUCGUGGGGGCUACCACCAUUCGUUACCGCAGGGCGCUGUGUAUAGGAGAGAGCUACGAGCUGCGCAGUCGGAUCGUCUCCUGGGACGAUAAAGCCUUCUUCCUGGAGCAGAGAUUUGUGUCUGCUAAAGAUGGGUUGGUGUGUGCUGUCAUGUACUGCAAGCAGAGUGUGAUACGCAGCAGCCCAGAUAAGAUCAUGCAAUAUCUGUGCAAAAGAAAGGUUGAGCAACCAGAGUUUCCAGAGGACCUGCAGCACUGGGUCAACUUCAUCUCUGCCAGCAGCCAGGCUCUCAGAGCUGAGAGUGGUCUGGAGGAGAAGAACAAAUAAGCUGUUAGUGCUAAUAAACCCGUUUAUCAGUCCAGGACUCUUAAGGAGAAAGAUGUUUAACUUCUCUGCACCACUACUUGACUAAAGCACAGUUGUGCCUACACACUUUGCACUGAUUAUCUUUACAACUCUAAGCUUUAGUUGGACUUAAGUAGAUAAUGUGAUGAAUUGUUUUGAGGAGUAAAAAUCUAAUUAAUCUGAUUUUUUUUUUAAUUGUAUUUGUAUGAAUGAGAUUCAUGUCCAUUUAUAGCAACAAUAAAACAAGUCAGAGUUA